CUGAAUCUCAUAUUGCCGUUUAGUCCACCAGACCAACUAUGCCUGUAUGUGACAUUGUACCGCUAUUAGAACCGAGGAGAAAGAUGCCUUAUCUAUGAAUGUGAAUUUAACCAACCGGGAGCCAACUCCCUCCUGUUUUUCCAUUCACCUCGUUCACAAAGCCCUCCACCUCGAGAAUGCAAGACUAACAUGUAGGUCCAACCACCUAUUGACAACCUUGUCAAUAUCAUCCACAAGGAUGCCCAAAAGUCCGUAGACACCCGCCCAAACAUCUAUCCGAUUUACUCCUUCCUCAACGCGGACUAUAUCACGCCGCACAUUGCGUACCUCAAGUUGACCAAACCAGGUGAUGCAUCGCACAAGAAGACGCCAUCCUUUUUGUUCGAAAGUGCUAAGAACGGUGACCAAGUCGACCGGUACUCGUUCAUGGGCUUUAACCCACGCAAGAUCAUCAAGACCGGUCCGACUGACGGCGCGGAAAUCGACCCGUUGAUCUUGUUGGAGGCGGAGUUGAACCAGUACAGGCAGGCCGAGUUGCCGGGAGUCCCAAGAUUGAGCGGUGGAGCCAUUGGCUAUGUGUCCUACGACUGCAUAAAGUACUUUGAGCCCCGCACCAAGCGCGACUUGAAAGACAUUUUGCAGUUGCCGGAAGCCGCGUUGAUGUUCUACGACAUGAUUGUGGCGUAUGACCACGUCUUCCUGAGAUUUCAGAUCAUCAACAACGUGCACAUCGCCGCCACCGAUGACGACGCCACGGUUAGAGCCAAGUAUUCCUCAGCUUCUAACGAAAUCCUCAAGAUCGAGGGUAUGUUGUUGCAGCAGGGCCCGGUGCCAUACCCACCGCAGCCGGACAUUGUGCAGAACCAGACCUUCACCUCCAACAUUGGCCAGCAGGGGUAUGAGAACCACGUCACCACCCUCAAGCAGCACAUCUUGAAGGGGGACAUCAUCCAAGCCGUGCCUUCCCAGCGCGUCGCCAGACCAACCUCUUUGCACGCGUUCAACAUCUAUCGCCACUUGAGAACCGUCAACCCAUCACCGUACCUCUUCUACAUCGACUACCUUGACUUCCAGAUUGUCGGUGCGUCUCCUGAGUUGUUGGUCAAGUCCGACAUCAAGAACAAAAUCAUCACCCACCCUAUCGCCGGGACCGUGCCACGCGGUAAGACCCGUGAAGAGGACGACGAGUUGGCCCAGCAGUUGCUGUCAUCGUUGAAGGACAGAGCCGAGCACGUCAUGUUGGUUGACUUGGCCCGUAACGAUAUCAACCGUGUUUGCGACCCUGUCACCACCUCUGUCGACCGUUUAUUGACCAUUGAAAGAUUUAGUCACGUGAUGCACUUGGUUUCGGAGGUUUCUGGGACCUUGCGCGCCGACAAGACCCGCUUCGAUGCCUUCAGAUCGAUUUUCCCUGCUGGGACCGUUUCCGGCGCGCCAAAGGUCAAGGCCAUGGAGCUUAUCAGCGAAAGAGAGGGUGAGAAGAGAGGUGUCUACGCUGGUGCUGUUGGCCACUGGUCCUACGACGGUAAGACCAUGGACACGUGCAUCGCUUUGAGAACCAUGGUUGUUAAGGAAGGUGUCGCCUACUUACAGGCUGGUGGUGGGAUUGUGCAUGACUCCGACGAGUAUGACGAGUACAUCGAGACCAUGAACAAGAUGAAGGCCAACAUCAACACGCUUGUCGAGGCCGAGAAGAUCUGGACUGAUAGGUUGGCCGCAGCCAAGCACGAAAGUGAUUAGACAAAGCAUGAGGAGUAGAGAUGUAGAAAAAUGGAGGGAUGUAAUCUGAGAAAACUGUAGAGCGGGACCAGGAUUAAGGGAUACCAAGAUUGGGAAAUAUCAGGAUUAAGGGAUACCAAGAUUGGGAAAUCAGACUUGAGGAAGAUUAAAAAAAAGGUAGAAUUGAC
Messenger RNA from Babjeviella inositovora NRRL Y-12698, 1907 nucleotides. RefSeq names its product anthranilate synthase (gene TRP2). Gene Ontology annotation, biological process: L-tryptophan biosynthetic process. Lineage: Eukaryota; Fungi; Ascomycota; Pichiomycetes; Serinales. Gene Ontology annotation, molecular function: anthranilate synthase activity. The transcript has a single exon. The coding region runs from base 427 to 1740 and encodes 437 amino acids. The record is from RefSeq and is a predicted model, not a curated record.